AUGCCGGCGGCAAGCCAGCCGGGUCAGGCGGCGCGGCCUACCCUCACGGCGGCAAGGCGUGCCAAGAAAGGCGGCAAGCUCGUCUCCGCCGCGACCCCUGCGAGCCGCACCAGUACUAACGUCAGAUGGUCCGCGCGCAAGACCGUCGGGGUGAAGCGCUCGCCUUCGACGGUGUCCAAGCCAGCGGCAACGCAGCCGGGCCAGGCGGCGCGGCCUACCCUCACGGCGGCAAGGCGUGCCAAGAAAGGCGGCAAGCUCGUCUCCGCCGCGACCUCUGCGAGCCGCACCAGUACUAACGUCAGAUCGUCCGCGCGCAAGACCGUCGGGAUAAAGCGCUCGCAUUCGACUGUGCUGAAGCCAGCGGCCAGCCAGCCGGGCCAGGCGGCACGGCCCACCGUCGUGGUCGCGAAGCCCGGGAAAGAGGGAAAGCUCGGCGGCCCUCCACCCCGUGUGGCAGACACAAGCAGGCUCAAGCCGGCGUCGGUGGUGCACCGUAACACCGGUACUGUUGUCACCAAGAAAAUCUUCGUAAAGGCACGCAAGGACUUGCUCCCACCGUCAGUCUCAUUACCUCGUUCAAGUGGUGCAAGCGCGGCGCCGAUGAUCGCCCCGGCGAGGGCGAUCCGGAGAUACCCGCCCGCAAACCUCUCGCUGGAGCAGUGGGAAAAUAGACCCCAAGCACCGAGGCCGACUAUCGGCGGGUUACGCUUUGGUGGCGAACGCUCGCGUCAACGGGUGCUAGAGCCGGCUGCAAGCCCGGGGGGGGCGUCGGCAAACCCAUGGUUGCAACGGCGUCCCGUUGUGGCGGACGAAGAGCAGGGCGACAGGUUCGGCUCCGCCAUUUCCUUGCGGAGCAUUACCGACAGCUGCAGGCUGCUACCCAUGGCCCGACGCGCCAUCAACAGCAGCAUCACCCGCACCUACUGGAUGCUACCAGUUGCAAGACGGGCAGUCAGCAUCAGCAUCACCCACAGCUACCGGCUGCUCCCGGUGGCAAGACGCGCCAUCAACAGCAGCAUCACCCGCAGCUACUGGCUUCUACCAGUUGCAAGACGUGCAGUCAGCAUCAUCAUCACCCGCAGCUACCGGCUUCUACCGGUGGCGAGACGGCUCAUCGCCAGGGGCGUCAUUAGCAGUCGGGUGAGGCUGACACCGAUGGCACGUCGUGCUACCAGCAUGGCACUCGAGCUGGUUCGGGCAGCCGGGCGCUCCGUUCGCAAUGCAAUGACGCACACUCCAUGGGAUCAAGAACCAGUAAAGCCCUCUUCCCACAGGACUCUCUCGGCGCCUGACCCAAGUGGUGCACCCGCGGCGGCGAGGCCCCGCGUAACCAACUCCGUCUUGUUGCACCAAGAUGAGGCUUCCAUGCCUAUUUGCUUUGGGUGCGGGAUGCGCCGGACUCGCUUACUGGACCAGUACCACCGCUCAUAUCAGUGCCAAGCCUGCCCAAUAGAUUGGUCGGGAGGGGCCAGGGUCCAUCAUCGUCUUCUCGAGGAUCACCGGGUUGCCUCCCACGGGCCCGGGGGAGGUACGACAUCGCCGGCAGUGCCCAUGCCCAGCUUCAUCUUCGGCACGGGCGGUGCAAACGGCGGAAACGGUGCUGUCACCGCUCCUCCGGCCCCCACCGGUGCUUCGGCUAGCGGAGCCAGAGUUGCGACGGCGCCGACACCAAUGGUGGUGGCCAUCCCCACUUCCGCUGCCGCACGCCCACCUCCGACGCCAUUCAUCACCCUUACCGACAACCAACCCGGUGCCCAGUUCACGUUCGGCGGCGGCGCGGCUUCAGCUACAACGGCGGCGGCGACGACAACGGCGGCGACGACGGCCCCCUUUCCCGCCCCGACCCUGACGGCUGGUAGGGCUGCCCCCCACGGGCCCGGGGGAGGUACGACAUCGCCGGCAGUGCCCGUGCCCAGCUUCAUCUUCGGCACGGGCGGUGCAAACGGCGGAAACGGUGCUGUCACCGCUCCUCCGGCCCCCACCGGUGCUUCGGCUAGCGGAGCCAGAGUUGCGACGGCGCCGACACCAAUGGUGGUGGCUAUCCCCACUUCCGCUGCCGCACGCCCACCUCCGACGCCAUCCAUCACCCUUACCGGCAACCAACCCGGUGCCCAGUUCACGUUCGGCGGCGGCGCGGCUUCAGCUACAACGGCGGUGGCGACGACAACGGCGGCGACGACGGCCCCCUUUCCCGCCCCGACCCUGACGGCUGGUAGGGUUGCCCCCCACGGGCCCGGGGGAGGUUCGACAUCGCCGGCAGUGCCCGUGCCCAGCUUCAUCUUCGGCACGGGCGGUGCAAACGGCGGAAACGGUGCUGUCACCGCUCCUCCGGCCCCCGCCGGUGCUUCGGCUAGCGGAGCCAGAGUUGCGACGGCGCCGACACCAAUGAUGGUGGUCAUCCCCACUUCCGCUGCCGCACGCCCACCUCCGACGCCAUCCAUCACCCUUACCAGCAACCAACCCGGUGCCCAGUUCACGUUCGGCGGCGGCGCGGCUUCAGCUACAACGGCGGUGGCGACGACAACGGCGGCGACGACGGCCCCCUUUCCCGGCCCGACCCUGACGGCUGGUAGGGUUGCCCCCCGCGGACCCGGGGGUGGUACGACAUCGCCGGCAGUGCCCGUGCCCAGCUUCAUCUUCGGCACGGGCGGUGCAAACGGCGGAAACGGUGCUGUCACCGCUCCUCCGGCCCCCGCCGGUGCUUCGGCUUUCGUGGCGCCGGCGUCCCUGCCUGGAUGGGUUGGCUCUACCCAAGGCACGGGUGCUGCGCCGCUUCCUCCAGUAGGACUGACCAUUACACAAGGUGGAAUUUCGGGCAGCGUCACUCGGAGAGCCAGUUUGAGCGGGGUGAAACGCCGCCGGUGA
Molecule: messenger RNA, 2865 nt
Organism: Ectocarpus siliculosus
Lineage: Eukaryota; Phaeophyceae; Ectocarpales; Ectocarpaceae
Source: the annotation of a GenBank genome assembly